Nasonia vitripennis (jewel wasp) is the source of this 1761-nucleotide messenger RNA. RefSeq lists its product as uncharacterized. Bases 314 to 1525 code for a protein of 403 amino acids. Lineage: Eukaryota; Metazoa; Arthropoda; Insecta; Hymenoptera; Pteromalidae. The transcript is spliced from 5 exons. The record is from RefSeq and is a predicted model, not a curated record.
GAUACCUGUUUUAUCGAUUGAACAGUUGAAUUUAAAUAUGGCGACUGAUUACUUAUAACGUGUGCAUUUCAUAGCUUUUGCUUCAGAACAGAAAUAUUAUCUACUGUGCUGUGCUACAUUUAUAUUAAGGUAAAUUUAUUUGUAGAAUUUCGCCUAUUAGAACAAUUUAUAUCUAUGCAAGUUUGUAGCGAAUCCAGCAAUGUUACCAACCUUGAGGAAAAUAUCUGGUUUCCAGCAUUUGAAAAAUGCGGCUAUGUUGUCAAGCGUAUUUUUAUAACGGUGCAUCAUAAAUAAUUUGAUCAUACAAAGAAGAAUGAAAUCAAAUCAAAUGCACUUUUAUAAUUGCAUCCUUGAGAGAAACCAUAUAAUGCAUUCUGAAGUACAAAUUAACGAUGUCUCUUCAAACGAUGUUUAUACCCAUUUCGUUUCAGUUUCUCAGGCAGAUUCAUCAGAUGCAAUAGAGAACGAGAGCACUAAAAACAAUCCACAGGUGCGCCAGCCAUCAAGAGAGAAACCAGCGAAACCUAAGAAUAUAAUAAAGACACUCCGGAUCGGCUGGCUGCACAGAGAAUCAGCGGACAAAAGAUAUCGUCGCAUGAACAAACCAUUUGGUGGCGUGAGGCGACUCAAGCUGGACGAGUCAUCCUUCUACUCAGCGGACCGCAUUAGAGAGAUGGCUGCGGAGCGAUUCGCCGAUUCCCUGAAAGAUCGGUACGAUGUGCAGUUGGGUCUGUUCGACGGCCAAGUGAUCUCCGAAUUCGAGCUUCCCAGCGGUGAGCCAUGCGACGUCUGGGACUACUGUCGGGCCCGCAAUACGACCCCCUACGGACUCAACCUGUUCAUCCUGACGUCUCCGAGGGACGAUUUCCUUACCGAUCGUCGGAUCGAUUGCGCCGAAGAGAAACUCACUCGCGCCAGACGACGAACGAAGAUCAGAAACGGCGAGUACGUCCCCCGAGACGACAUUUACGUGCUGUACCACUACGUGCGGGUGUCCAAGUACUCCGGCGAGAUGUCCUGCACGGAGUGUCGCAAGCGCGACCUGCACACCUACUUUCUGGAGGAGCAGUUUGGCGACGGUCCAGCGAUCGAACAAUUCGAUCCCCUAGAUUACGGCUACGGCAUCAGUCGAAUCGAGAAGGACGAUCAGAUCUUAAUGCAGAUCGGUAUCGAGAGCGACUCGUCGAGGUCCUUUCAUUUUCCCAGCACCGAAGCCGAAACCGGUCAUCACGUGGUGCUUCACGACGUGGACGAGCUGCAGGGCGUCUGCGACGGCAGCUUCGGUCUAGGUUUCAUCCCGAGCUGCACUUGUCGCGGAUCGAAGUUUACCUGGUACCGAGAUGGUCAGCCGUUUAGAUGCGGCGAAUCUCUGUACUGGCUGGGCAACGUAGUGCUCGAACCAGGCCAAGAGUCAAGUACAUUUUGGUGCGUCGUUGCGUGUAAGAUUACUCAGACUGAAAUCAAAUCGAAGGAGAUUCAGGUCACCGAGGAGAUGAUCGGCAAGCGGUUGGAGUACCCGUACUGAGUACUCAUGUAUUUGUACAUAUAAUAUUAAAUUUUUCAUUCUGUAAAAAGUAUUAUUUGUAUAAUUUGAAAGGCGAUCGACUCGACUACUCACUGGUUGUGCUGUUAUUUUCGUUAUUAAUCUCAUCCAUCUAGUACACAUAACUUUUAUACUAAUAUUAAUCACAAUCUUAUAUACAAAGCGAAAAUUUUUACGAACCAAUCAAACAAAAAAUAAACGACCAAACGUACAGCUUA